This is a messenger RNA of Arabidopsis arenosa, 1520 nucleotides long. The record is from the annotation of a GenBank genome assembly. NCBI's taxonomy places the organism in Eukaryota, Viridiplantae, Streptophyta, Magnoliopsida, Brassicales, Brassicaceae.
CAAAGAUGUUCUCUUUGACUCUUUAGUAGAUCUGAUCUAAAUGGAGUAUGACCGUACGUUAAACUUCAUUGCAUAUGGACUACAAGAAGUAAGAGAGGAAGAAGAAAUCGAAGAAGAAGAAGACGAUGAAGAGAGCAUGACGUUGUCGUCAGUGCCUGAAAACGAGACGUCGAAGUGUUCUUCACCUCCGGCUACGUAUCCUCCAAUCCCUCCUCGGCCUAAAACUCCGAGAGAGCCGAUGGAGUUUCUAUGCAGAUCAUGGAGUCUUUCUACGUCUGAGAUCUCUUUAGCUUUAUCAUCUCAGAAAUCUGAUAAACAACUCAACAAAAACCCUAGUAUUUCUCAGUUGGCCGAUGUCACUUCUACGGCUCCGGCAGCACCACCACCGCCGCUACAAACGGGAAAGCUAGCGAGUGCGGUUAACGCGCGGAGAACGGGAACGAUCGGAAAAUGGUUCCACCACCGAGAAUUCGUCGGCGGAAAGGUCUCCGCCGUAAGGAAGAGAGAUAAAGCUCGCGUGGAGAAAGCUCAUCUGCAUUCCGCCGUGUCCAUUGCGUCUCUAGCGACGGCUAUCGCCGCCGUGACCGCUUCAGACAACCAAGACGGCUUCACUGGAUCAAAGAUGAGCUCAGCGCUUGCCUCGGCAUCGGAGUUGUUAGCUUCUCACUGCCUCGAAUUGGCGGAGCUUGCCGGCGCCGAUCACGAUCGCGUUGUCUCUGCAGUCCGAUCUGCCGUCGAUGUUCGUGGACCUGGCGAUUUGUUGACUCUAACUGCUGCAGCUGCAACAGCAUUGAGAGGAGAAGCAGCUCUGAGGGCAAGACUACCAAAGGAAGCUAAGAACAGUGCAGCUAUAAGCCCUUGUGAGAGAGUUUUAACAGAGACUCAUAGUUGCUCUUCUAUGCUCGAUCGCAGUAGCACGACCGACGAACACAUAUCUGCAAAGGGAGUUGAAGAAUCAACUGGAGAGCUAAUGCAGUGCACACGAAACGGAGUUCUGCGGUGGAAGCAUGUAAAAGGGUACAUCAACAAGAAAUCUCAGGUCGUAGUAGAAAUCAAAAGCAAACAUGUUGUAGGAGCAUUCUCCAUGAAAAGCAAAGGCAUUGUAAAUGAUGUAUGCGAGAAAGUCUCAGGCCUGCAAAAUGGAAAAGAAAUGGAAAACACAGAAGAAGAGCUCUAUUUCGGAAUUAGUACAGGGAAAGGUCUAACAAAGUUCAAGUGCAAGAGCAAGGCUGAUAAGCAGACAUGGGUGGAUAGCAUCCGGAAUCUUCUCCAUCGAGUAACUGCUGUUGAGGUUAUCGACACUUCUCUUGAAACUACAAACAUUGCCGAUAGCAAAUAAAUCAUGUCUUGUGUUAACGGUAUUAGUGUUGGUUGUUCUCAUUACAAGUCAAUGAUAUGUACUGUGUCAAGCACAUAUACAUAUCUGCAAGUAGGUGUAGUGUUUUUCAUCUUCAUCCCUUGUUUUUAUUUCAGUCAAUUGUAAACAUUUUUUUUUGAGGAAAUAAUGAAGAUUAUAAUAA